Molecule: messenger RNA, 2500 nt
Organism: Physella acuta
Lineage: Eukaryota; Metazoa; Mollusca; Gastropoda; Physidae
Product: RUS family member 1
Source: RefSeq, a predicted model, not a curated record
AAAUGAUAACAACACGGUUCCGUCCUGUCUGCAGCAAUCAGGGUGUGGUUGAUAACUUUGAUAGUCACAGUAAUAAUGCGUUAAUAAUUUAGACUCGAAGUGUGCAUGAGAAAUAUUGACUGUCCAAUUGAAGAUAUGGACGAAGCAAAACAAUCUGCUGAUGCUGGCAAGUUGGUGUGUCAGGAAUGGUACGGCUCCACACCCAGGAAACAUGACUACAUCCUACAGGGCAAGGAGGGGGUGCUGAAGCAGGUUAACACAUCAACUCGACACAGCUCCUUGUCACAAUUGUUUCAGACAAUCUUCCUCCCUCAAGGCUACCCAGAGAGUGUUAGCAGUGACUACUUGAUUUACCAGAUAUGGGACACUGUACAGGCUUUUGCUAGCAGCAUUACUGGAACACUUGCAGCUCAUGCAGUUUUAAAAGGUGUGGGCGUGGGAGAUGAAACCGCAACAGUUAUGGGGGCAACGUUAACGUGGCUGUUGAAAGAUGGCGCUGGCAUGCUGGGACGUAUUCUGUUUGCCUGGUCAAAGGGAAUUGGCCUAGACAGUGAUGCUAAAAGAUGGAGGCUGUUUGCUGAUAUUUUGAAUGAUACUGCGAUAUUUCUAGACAUAAUUUCUCCCUCGUUUGGUCCUUACUUCACCCUCGUGGUCUGCAUCUCUGGUGUUUGCAGGAGUAUUGUUGGCGUGGCUGGUGGCGCCACUAGAGCUUCUUUAACCCAACAUCAGGCUCGCAGAAAUAAUAUGGCAGAUGUUUCUGCUAAAGAUGGAAGCCAGGAAACCCUUGUCAAUCUCGCUGCUCUUCUGUGCAGUCUGGUCCUGAUUCCCAUGGUCAGUGGUCAUCAAAUGGUGAUCUGGUUGCUGUUCCUGGUCUUCACCUGCUUGCAUCUAUUUGCCAACUACAAAGCUGUCACAUCCGUUUGUAUGGAAACAAUUAGCCAGUCUCGUCUACACUUUAUAGCCAAGCACUAUCUGACCAAGGAAGAAGUUUUGGAUGUGAAAACAGCUAACCAUCUUGAACCUGUCUUGUUCCCUGUCAAGCGACCUCUGGCCAUCAAACUAGGUGUGUCUGUUGGUGAUUUAACCAGAAGUAUUUCUUUCCCCUCUCUGAUGGAGGUCUAUGAAAGAAGCAUGACUGGGUAUAUACUAACCAUAGACUACAAACGAAAAUGCAUCGACAUUGCACUGUCUCAGUCAUCUGACACCCUUGACCAGAUCCAGGCCUGUUUUCAUGCUGAGCUCAUUAACUUCAUCAUUGAACAGAACCGCAAAGGACAAGAGCUAAACGCAGAAUUGAAAAAGUUGGGGAAACUUGUGGAGGAGUCACAACUAGCAGGGUCCCAAAAUGAAGAGUUGCUAAAGGCAGUGCUAAAGACCUCCUUGCACUACACAGAGAGUAAUAUCUCCUCCAUUGCAAAAGAGCUGCAUGUCAAAGGAUGGGUCACAGAAGUUGUGUUGCUUGGAGCCAAUGAAUGGAGAGCAUUAUGGGACUAUGAUGAACUGCAAAUGAAAAAGUCAAAUUAAUAUUGAAGUCACGACACUUCAAGAAAACUUAUUUUAAGGACUUUUUUAUUUAAAGUUAAGAGAAAAAAAUCAAAUUGACUUUUUAGAAUUUUAGUGUGGAAAUCUAUUUUAAAGGUAAAUUUAGAGAUUUUAAUCACUAGGUCACACUUGAACCUAGACUACUAGAUCUGACCCAGUUUUAUUCCCAUGCACAGUUAUGAGUACCACCCCCUCCCCUCCACUACUAAUGUAUAAUUUUCUUCACAAAAUUAUGUUGGCUAAUAGCUAAAUCAUUAUUGAACACAAUGAGUUUCAACUGUUACAUAUCCAGUCUUUCUAUCAAACCUACCAAAAAUGUGGUUGUGCUUACCUUUUAUAUUGUCAGGGAAUUCCUCAAAUACCACAGUGUCUUUAUUGUCAUUGAAAUCUGAAAGUGACCAUACAAUGAAGCUCGUUGGUGGCAUUUAGCAGCAAGUUGCCAAAGAAAGAGAUUCCUUUUGUGCCACUAAGAUUAAAGUUGCCCUUGUCAAGCUCUUCACGGCUCUUGUUUUCAUCAAGUGCUCACUGCUUUGUCCAGAUCAGAUCUGAAAAUGUAUGCAUUUAACCAGGUUUCAACUAAGAAUGGUAAUGGCUGGGGUAAGUCACAUACAAAUGUCUGGCUCUCUAAGUGUGAAGACAAAGCAACUUGAAGUUGGCGCCUCCAAGUUAAAAGACCAUUUCACCCUCAUCAAAUUGUCUAUGUAUUACACAGUAGUUCUAGUCUGUCUUUACAACUGAUAUAAUGAGAAUAUUAAUAUUACUAUUUAUUUAAUCUCUAUUUAAACACAUUAUUCUUAAGAACAUCUAUGUAUAAAACCUUUAUUUAAUUGCUACUUUAAUCUACCUUAUGGACAAAGGAAAAUGUUCCUACAUGACCUAUAUCAAUCUACAUAUUCAUCAGAAGUAAAAAUAGUUAGCCUACCUUCAAUACUUUUUAUUAAAUUAAUAACUUGCAUGU